AUGCAUUUUAUCACAACCCUCCUUACACUGGCAUCUGCCGCCACUCUUGUCUACAGCGCAGAGACAGGCACCACCUGGAACGUCCAGCGCCUGAAGCAGAACUGCGGAAAAGGCGGCUGCAACCAAUCAUUCUACAUCAACGGCGAUCUUAGAAACUCUGGAGACCCCUUUGCUCCUAUCUUUACCCGCCAGUUUGACUCCCGCUGCACUCUGGGGAUGGGCACCGGAUGGACGGCGUGCCAGAGCCAGAUCCCGUACACGCCCGAGGACAAGGGUGGCCUCGCGAGGAUGGAAUGGAAUCAGGACAAGAAGGAGGUCGUGGUUUCGUUUACGUGGCUGAUAGAGUAUGGGGCGAAGAAUGUGAAUAAGACGGGUCGCAUGGUGGUCGAGCCGACUGGGCGGUGGGAUGUCGCCAAGUGCCUCCAGAUGCCUGUCAGCUCCAAGGAGGAGGUGUAA
This is a messenger RNA of Akanthomyces muscarius, 456 nucleotides long. RefSeq lists its product as uncharacterized. Lineage: Eukaryota; Fungi; Ascomycota; Sordariomycetes; Hypocreales; Cordycipitaceae. The transcript has a single exon. The coding region runs from base 1 to 456 and encodes 151 amino acids. The record is from RefSeq and is a predicted model, not a curated record.